This is a messenger RNA of Rhodamnia argentea, 2128 nucleotides long. RefSeq lists its product as uncharacterized. The coding region runs from base 448 to 1866 and encodes 472 amino acids. NCBI's taxonomy places the organism in Eukaryota, Viridiplantae, Streptophyta, Magnoliopsida, Myrtales, Myrtaceae. The transcript has a single exon. The record is from RefSeq and is a predicted model, not a curated record.
GAGAUUUUGACAUCAUGCAAGAAAAAGGUGGCGACCCUUUUGACAGAAUUAUCUAUCGUACGACUGUUUGCACAUCACCACCUUCCUCCUCCUCCUCUUCUCUGAUUUCUUUCUUGCUCGCUCUCCAUUCUCACCUACUACGGGACCUUACCCUACCCACCAUGUCUCUCUCUCUCAAAGUCUUAAUUUCAACAGUGAAACACAGCUCGAAUUCUUGAUUCUUCUGCUAUUCAUUCCAACGGCAGUCCCUUUACUCUGUCUCUGUCUCUUUCUCUCUCUGCCUCACGCACGCAUCAAGCCAAUCAUAUCUCUCGACCACUCCUGCGAGGCACCCCCACUCAUUGCUAGAGCGUAGCUGAGCUGAUCGGGCUAUGUCCAUGACGUCCCCGAGUCGACUCCUUCCCUCAAGAUAGGUUUUUUCCUCUCCGAGCAUCGAGAAAACGAUUCAUGGACUCGUUCGCCUGCCCCUCGGCCUUUGGCAUGGUCGGUGGUGGCCACUGCGGCGGAGACGGCGGCGGCGACGCGAGCUUCGCGGGUGUCCUCGAGGUCCACGUCCACCACGCGAGGAACAUCCACAACAUCUGCAUCUACGACAACCAGGACGUGUACGCCAAGUUCUCCCUCACCUACAGCCCCGACGACGCCCUCUCCACCCGCGUCGCCUGCGGCGGUGGCAAGAACCCGGAUUUCAACGAGACCCUCGCCCUCGAGGUGACGCAGCCCGACGCGGUCCUCAAGUGCGAAGUCUGGAUGCUGAGCCGCGCCCGGCACUUCAUGGAGGACCAGCUCCUCGGGUUCGCCCUCGUCCCGCUGUCGCAGAUCGCCGGCAAGGGCAAGGUCACUCGCGACUACAGCCUGUCGUCCACCGACCUCUUCCACUCCCCCGCCGGGACCGUCAGACUCGGCCUCCAGCUCACCGCGUCGGCGCCGGUCGAGUCGUCGGCUAACUCGUCGAUCAGCUCCGAGGUGGUGCUGCUCGACCGGAAAAUCUCGGAGGUGAUCCUCGACCCGGUCGAGUAUUCCAAGAUCGAGUUCCCCGAAAUCAGCGUCGUGAGGGAGAAUCAGAAGAUGGUGUCCGAGUACUUUGACCUGGCGAGGCAGGGCUCGACGAGCUCGAGCUCGAAACCCAACAGCAACGGCGGUUUCUUCGGGUCCUUUCUCCAUCUGGGUUCGUCGCCGACCGCGAUAGACGACUGCGAGAUGGGUCAAAAUCACGCCUUGGAGCGAUCCCCCAUCUCGCCCGACGGGAGUGGCCGUAACUCCGGGUUCCUGAGCUCGACUACCACCAGCUUGAGUGACGAUCGGAACUCGGCCGAGUCGUCGGUCGAGAAGAAGGCACGGUCCGGCUCAGGUUCAGGCAUUGACGCGUCGAAUUCAGCGAAUCCUGGGGCCAGUCAUGCCUGUGGAGCCUGUCCUGACACUCCGACUUCGAAGAAAGCGUGCGAGAUCAUCAAAGUCAUGAAAGAUGAGAACGAGGAGUGUGACUCUGAGGAAGGAGCGAUGAAGAGAAGUAAUAAUGAAGAAGGGGAUGCGAAUGCGAAUGCGAAUAUGGAUCGUGUGAAGUUUGGUCAUCAUCAUCAGGUGUUUUCGCCCGCGACUACGAAUAUGAAUCUCGAGGCUGAGCAAUCGGCGAUGCAACAGCAGAUUGUGGACAUGUACAUGAGAAGCAUGCAACAGUUCACCGAGUCCCUGGCUAAAAUGAAGCUCCCGAUGGACAUCGACAAGCCCGAGAUCAAACAAGACCAUGCUGCCGCCGCAGCCUCCGCCGAGAUCCAGACUCAAAAGGGCAAAUUGGAUUUGGACAAUAAUAACAGCAACAGGAAGGAUCAGUCGCGGGUUUUCUACGGUAGCCGCGCAUUCUUCUGACCAGUAACCACGAAUAGGAUGCCGAUUUUCGCACGGGAGCAGGGCUGCGAGGAUUUUAACUUGUUAGUGCUGUUUCGAUAGAACUUAAAAUUAAUUUAUGACCCCUCAGAGCAUAUAUGUCUUUUGAGUUUGAAUUCAAAGUCUAGUGGUCCACCAGCUACAACAAACAGACAGAGUGACUGCCUAAACUCUGUGGUUGUGCUAUAAGUUACAUGAUUCCAGGUUCGAGAGAAGUGUUGGGUGAUUAUUGCUUCUUGUUCCU